AGCAGCAGACGCUUGUACGGGCAUUACACAUCAGAGCAUGCUGGAUUCGGUUUCCACCUAAAACUUUGCCUUCUUUACUGAUUCAAGAGGUUUUCACUGGAAAACAACUCCACAAAGCAGCAGAAGAGUUCCCCAGGAAUAUUUGGAUUUUUCUUCAAGAAACAAGACGCUGAAGAUGUGCAGUGCUCUCCCAACAUCUCCACUCACACGGCUUGUGAAACUCUCAGCCAGCUACAUCUGCCUCACCUAUAACUGCUAGGUGCUAAAGACAGCAGAGUGAGAUCUACAGAAACACAGGAGAUGGUUAAGACAUUAUAUAUGCCAGUGGAUGAUAAAGCUUUCUUGGAAAACCAAAAACUGGGACAAACUUCCAGGUGAUGCCCAAAGCUUCUCCAAGAAGAAACAUUGCAAUACAUCACACCUCUGCUAAACAGUGUGAAGAUCCGCCUGCGGCACAUGUAUUCUGCCAAGGAUUGGUGAUUACAAAUAUUUCAGCGGAAAGAUCAACUGUAUCCCAAGGAUUUUAGGACUUCCAAAUAUGAUGGUAAGCAUCAAUAACUCAGAUGCAAACUGUACGGCCGAUGACAACUUUAAGUACACCUUGUAUGGAUGUGUGUUUAGCAUGGUGUUUGUCCUUGGCCUCAUCGCAAAUUGUGUUGCCUUGUACAUAUUCAGCUGUACCUUAAAAGUGCGGAAUGAAACCACCACGUAUAUGAUCAACCUGGCCAUUUCUGACCUUUUGUUUGUGUUUACGCUGCCUUUUCGGAUUUUCUACUUCGCGGCCCGUCACUGGCCUUUUGGAGAUAUACUGUGCAAAAUAUCUGUCACACUGUUCUAUACAAACAUGUAUGGCAGCAUACUGUUUCUGACCUGUAUAAGCGUGGAUCGCUUUCUGGCCAUCGUAUACCCAUUCCGGUCAAAGACCAUCAGGACAAAAAGGAAUGCCAAAAUUGUCUGCCUGGCCGUGUGGUUUACUGUUCUUAUGGGCAGCGCUCCCUCAAGCUUUUUCCGUUCGACAACCACCAAUAAUAAGAACAGUUCUACAGAGGCUUGCUUUGAGAACUUUUCUAACGAUACUUGGAAAACUUAUCUAUCAAAGAUUGUGAUAUUCAUCGAAAUAGUAGGCUUCUUCAUCCCUCUCAUCCUUAAUGUUUUCUGUUCGACAAUGGUUUUGAAGACGCUGAAGAGACCGGUUACUUUAAGCAGAAGCAAGCUCAACAAAACUAAGGUGCUAAAAAUGAUCAUUGUCCACCUGGCAAUCUUUUGUUUCUGUUUCAUACCGUACAACGUCAACUUGGUACUUUACUCCCUUAUGAGGACACAGUCUUUUAGCAACUGCUCGGUGAAGGCUGCAGUCAGGACUAUGUACCCCAUUACACUGUGUAUUGCGGUAUCAAACUGCUGUUUCGAUCCCAUCAUCUACUACUUCACGUCAGAGACUAUCCAAAACUCUAUAAAAAAGAGAAACCGACCUAUGAGGAAAGACUCUCACUUCUCUGAAUCGAUGGCAACAGAAAACUUUAUUCAGCAUAGCUUACAAACUCUUAAAGCUAAAAUAUUUGAAAAUGAAUCCACAAUAUGAUGUCUAGAUGUCUAUGAGUGAAAAUAAACAUCUUAAGACACCUGGAUUAAAACAGCAGGGUCCAAGACGCCAACCCCGGUUACUUUUUAAAUUAGUUGAAAUCUGGAAAAAUAUAUGGUACCCAACUACUCCUUUUGUGUAUUGAAGAUUAUAGGGUGCCAUAUUGAGAAGGAUGGUAACAUAGGGGGUACAGGUUGCCACAGAAGGAGAAAUAGGGAUCUGCUGUUGACCCUGGUGGAGAUACUAUCGUCACCAAAUACACAUGUUGCCUCAUUCAGCAUAAGCUCAUCAAUUCCGUGAGGUAUUGGCUGCCAUAGUGUUAAUGCAUUGUAAACUGUAUAAUGGUGUAAAUAUGUGUUUGUGCUCGCUUCACCUGAACGUAUUUGAAAGAAAAGAAACUUAACGUCCCUUUUUCUUUCAAGUAGGUCUUUAAUGUUUGUGUAUAUGGCUGCUACUUGCUUUUGGUUUACGGACUCUUUAACGUCUUUGUUCCUGAAUGGUCUGCGUUUGGGUGAUUGUGUACGUCAAUUCUGGGAGCAAAGAGGUUAAAUGUUGACUAUAUCCUUCUUACAGAAGGCAGAUACAUUUAGUAUAUUACUGAACAGGAAAAAUAGUAUUUGACUUGGCUCAUGCUCUUUAUGAACACUGUAUAUGCAAAACCUACUCCACUCUGUAGUGACUGAAUUGUGAAUGUAUUGAAAGUUGGCACUUUAACCAGGACAAAAUGCUCAACUAAUACUUGGUUCUAUUAAACUUUCUUCAA
Messenger RNA from Hyla sarda, 2345 nucleotides. RefSeq names its product lysophosphatidic acid receptor 6 (gene LPAR6). The record is from RefSeq and is a predicted model, not a curated record. Gene Ontology annotation, molecular function: lysophosphatidic acid receptor activity. Gene Ontology annotation, cellular component: membrane. The transcript has a single exon. Bases 539 to 1582 code for a protein of 347 amino acids. NCBI's taxonomy places the organism in Eukaryota, Metazoa, Chordata, Amphibia, Anura, Hylidae. Gene Ontology annotation, biological process: positive regulation of Rho protein signal transduction; phospholipase C-activating G protein-coupled receptor signaling pathway.